CUCUCCUCUGAUUUGCUGUUGAAAACAUCCCUCUCCUUCACAGUUGUACUAAUUCAUUUUAUCAGAUUCUUUUCAUCACCUCAUUAACACACUCACACUCACUCACUCACUCACUAAAACCACAUCCAUCUUCCUUUUUUCCCCUUUCUUCUCAAUCUUUUCCCCCCCUUGUCUUUUUCAUCUUUCAUCCCUCCUCAAAAAGCAAAAAUAUAAAGUAAACAAAAGAUUUUUUUUUUUUAAAUUUCUAAAAAUACCCUUUUUCCUCAUUUUUUUUGUUUGUCAAAAAUCAAAAAUACCCAUUUUCAGAUUCUCCCUUUAACCCAAAACCCAUAGAUUCACACAUUUCACUCACUUUUUCUCUCUCUAGGGUUUUCUGCUUUUUCCUCUGAUAAUGCAAACUUCUUGAGAGCUCUCUAAAUUAAAUUUCUGAAAAAUCAUAAUGAAGUUUUUAAUGGGCAAUAAAUUUUUUGUGUUGUUCUUCACUUUUCUGCUUCUUUUUGCUGGAAUUUCUUCAGUUUCAGCUUCUACUCCACCUGGAAAAAUUUUUAGUGGGUUCAUCUCAAGUUCUUUAGCUAAGUUGAUGAAAUGGGUUUGGUCACUUAAAGCUACUACUAAAACUUCUGUUUCUGGGCGUUCAAUGAUGAAAUUUGAAAGUGGGUAUAAUGUUGAAACUGUUUUUGAUGGAAGUAAGCUUGGAAUUGAACCUUACUCUGUUGAAGUUUUACCAAGUGGAGAACUUCUCAUUGUGGAUUCUACUAAUAGCAAUCUUUACAGGAUCUCUUCUUCACUUUCCCUUUACAGUAGACCAAAGCUUGUUGCUGGAUCAGCUGAAGGAUACUCUGGACAUGUAGAUGGGAAAUACAGGGAAGCGAGGAUGAACCAUCCUAAGGGUGUUGCUGUAGAUGACAGGGGAAACAUGUAUGUCGCAGACACUAUGAAUAUGGCGAUCAGGAAGAUCAGUGAGUCAGGAGUAACUACAAUUGCUGGUGGAAAAUGGAACCAAAGAGGUGGGCAUGUAGAUGGACCAAGUGAUGAAGCAAAGUUUUCCAAUGACUUUGAUGUCGUCUAUAUUGGAAGCAGUUGUUCCUUGUUGGUCAUAGAUAGGGGUAAUCGGGCAAUCAGGGAAAUCCAGCUUCACUUUGACGACUGUGCUUAUCAAUAUGAAAGCAGCUUCCCUCUUGGAAUUGCUGUGCUUCUUGCUGCUGGUUUUUUCGGUUACAUGCUGGCUCUAUUGCAGCGGCGGGUUGGUUCGAUUGUGUCUUCUCAGAAUGAUGUGAAAAUUGCAGAAAGCUCUGUAUCAAGUCCAUAUCAGAAGCCUCUUAAAUCAGUGAGGCCCCCGUUGAUUCCUACUGAAGAUGAUGUAGAGAAGCAAGAAGAAGGGUUUCUUGGAUCUCUUGGGAAGUUGCUCAGCAAUGCUGGGACGUCAGCCAUGGAAAUAGUUGGUAGUAUAUUUCCAGGUUUUAGAAGAAAACCGGUGACAUAUCAAUACAGAAAUCAGAGUCAGUAUCAACCAUCUAAUACUUGGCAGUCACAGGAGAGCUUUGAGAUACCCAAAGAAGAGGAGCCUCCUUCAAUUGAAACUCGGGCACCUACCCCAAAGAAAACCUACGCUUUCAUGUCUAAAGAUGCGGAAAAGAUGCAGCAACAGCUGAGGCAAAGCCGAGUUUUCUACAGUGGUUGGGACACAGAAUUUCAGCAACAACAGCAGCAGCAGCAGCAACAAGAGCAGCAACAGAAGCAUGAAAGACAUCAGCACCGUCAUCAGCAUCACUCGUCCAUCCCUAAGACAUACUACGAGCAAAGCUGUGAAAAAACCAAUGAGAUCGUGUUCGGGGCAGUCCAGGAGGAACGAGGUGAAUCAGUCAUAAGGCCUACUGAUUAUGCUAUGGAUGCAUUCAAUCAGCAGAAUAUCCGGUUCAGAGCUGGCUACAACCGCAGCUUCUCAUCCUAUACAUAAACCAGAUCUCUGAUUUCUUGGCACAUAUCAUCUCCUACCUGUCAUUUCUUCGAAAACAAAAAAAAGUCGGGUACCAUGAUCCCUUUUUGAAGCAGGAGUAUUGGGGUAGUAUUUUACUUGGUGGGCUUACACUGUUAAAUUAUCAAAGCCUUUUGUAAGAGAAAUGGCACUCCCCUUUGAAUAUUGGUAUAUUGAAGUUAGUAAUAUAGAAGUAUUAUUCAUUUUA
Messenger RNA from Beta vulgaris subsp. vulgaris (sugar beet), 2183 nucleotides. RefSeq lists its product as hypothetical. Bases 440 to 1957 code for a protein of 505 amino acids. Lineage: Eukaryota; Viridiplantae; Streptophyta; Magnoliopsida; Caryophyllales; Amaranthaceae. The transcript has 7 exons. The record is from RefSeq and is a predicted model, not a curated record.